Molecule: messenger RNA, 2609 nt
Organism: Catharus ustulatus (Swainson's thrush)
Lineage: Eukaryota; Metazoa; Chordata; Aves; Passeriformes; Turdidae
Product: programmed cell death 1 ligand 2-like
Exons: 7
Biological process (GO): immune response; cell surface receptor signaling pathway; positive regulation of T cell proliferation
Cellular component (GO): external side of plasma membrane
Source: RefSeq, a predicted model, not a curated record
UGUACACUGCUCUAAAUGGUUACAAAGCCACUGAAAAAUCAAGGGUAUAAUCAAAAGCAGAAUUUGAGCACAUAAAUUUUACCGAAUGCUGUGUCUAAUUUCUUGGAUGCAUGCACAUUCUCAGCAAGGCGGAGAAGUCAGCUCAGUGUGCAUUCAGCACAAAAAUGAAACUUCUAACAAUGCCCUUUCAACUUUUUUUUUUGUUUGUUUUUGACAUAAAGCCUACAAGCUGUGCUAUUGGUGCAUCAUACACACUGUCAUAAGAGUUGGGUAGUUUCAGCUGUUGUGCAAAUAGGAUAGAGCUUUGAAACUCUUUGCUGUUGCAUGAAUCAGAUUGCAAUGACCUGCAUAAAGAUCUGAUAUCUAUCUGAGAAAAUGUUCCAGAUCCUCACAGUGCUGUUGCUGGAAACACAGCUCUCCAUUGUUUCAGCUUUACUUACAGUUGAAGUUCCUCAACAGCUCUACACUGCAGAGUAUGGGAGCAAUGUGACCAUGGAAUGCAGAUUCCCUGUGAAUGGCUCAGUGGAUCUAGGACUCCUGACUGUUGUUUGGGAGCAGAAAAGGUUGAAAUCAAAAGAGGUGUACACAUUCCGCAAUGGGAAGGCACUCCAUGAAUCCCAACAUCCUGAUUACAUAGGAAGAGCAUCACUUCUGCACAGUGAACUGAAGUUGGGACGAGCCAUCCUUCAGAUCACCAAUGUGAAGAUAGCAGAUGCAGGCUCGUACCUUUGUCUCAUUGACUACCAGGGCGUGGACUACAAGUACAUUGCUUUGGAAGUGAAAGCAUCUUACAAGAGAAUAAACACUGAAGUAAUGAGAAUACCAGGUGAAGACAAGUUUGUUUUUAUGUGCCAGUCAGAAGGCUUUCCUCUGGCAGAGGUUUUCUGGCAACAUGAGAACCUCAAUCUCAGUGGACUGCCAAACACCACCUAUACACUGACUGCAGAUGGCCUCUACAAUGUCACCAGCACCCUGACAUUCAAACCAAAUACGAGUGAGAACUACACCUGUGUCUUCUGGAAUAAAGAACUGAAUAGAGAAACAUCAGCUCACUUUUCCACUUCAGCUUUAAUGAGUACACAGUAUAGUGGACAAAAAUUCCUGAUCUCUUUAAUCAUCCCCACAUGUGUCACUGUAUCUGUCCUUGUCUCUGCACUAAUAAUAUUUCGGAAGAGAAAAUCAUUCAAGAAUGAGAAAUCCAAAAAAGACAAGAAAAGAAAACUGAACCCUAAUGCAAAGGAUAACAGUGAUGAUUUUAACUCUCACACUGAGGCUUUAUACUUGUCAACUGUCACAGUUUCAAGAGACAGUGGGAGUGUGGUUCUGUGAAAAUUCUUCAUCUUACAUGCCAUAAUUUGCACUUUUUCUAUCUGUUUUUGGGGACGUCAGAAGAAAAUUACAGCACUUUAGCCUUGGGAUAAACAGUGAACUCAUGGGGAUGUAUUUGCACUUCAGUGAUGGAAAGCUAUGCCUCCUCAGAUACCACAUCUUCUUGAAGUUACUGGGAACUACACUGUCAUGAAAUGUGGUUUACCACUGUGGAGAGGUCAUCUGAGUGCCUUUGACACACUUUAUUUUUGGACUUACUUUUGUUCAAGGGAUUUUUGUUUAAGAAUACCUUUAUUAAGUUCCAGUCUCAGGAACAGUGCUUGGAUUCAAACAUCUUGUGGAAUUUGAAUAAAAUCUGUAAAUACUAUCUUAUGUCAAAUACCUUUCAGGUGGAAACAUCCUUACAUGCCCAUAUCCCAUUUCCAAAUUUUCUAACACAUUAAACUGGAUAUCACUACAAGUGCUCACUAUCAUUGCAACAUCUAGAAGAUAAUUCAUAUCACAAGAGCAAUAAGAUGUUGAAAUUAAAUCAAAGGAGAGACAAAAAAAAUACCAAAACCAGCAAUAAAUCAACAUUAUGUUGCGUAAGAGAAUUUUCAUGUCUAUAAAACACCUCACAAGUAAGUCAGGCAAAAAAACAUGAACUGUGAUACUAUACUACAUUACAGUAAAAAGUUUCAAAUUUGAAGUCAUUAUUCCACAGAAUUUUCUUUAGGAGGAAUUUGGAAGCAAAAUCAAAAUAAAGCUCAGACAGAUUUCUGCACUGGUUAUUUUUAAACAGUAAGUAGUUUUGCCUCUGUUCAGAGGAAGAAGUGAGUCUUUUCCAUGCCAGUCUGCUUUACUUCCUAAUACUGAAAGGUCACAUUUGGGAAAAUAUCCAAAAUGAAACAACUUUGCAUCUUAGAUAGUCAUGAGAUAGUGAAGCAAGGGCACUAGCUAAGAUCUGUCAUAUUAUUUUGAAAGACCAGUGGCUUUGGUAAGCUGUCUUUUCUACUAAGAUAGAUGUAACAAGAUUGAAGAAAGGUGUUCCCACGAGAGCUACUUCUGUCAUGAUUUUGCUCUUAGAAAAGCUCCACUGAAUAAAGUUUUUUCAUAGCACUUGCUCUGAAUUUGGAUGGAAGCUGCUUCUCCAGUGGCAUUUUGCAGUUAUUUACUCCACAAAAAGUGGACCGACAGUGCUGCUAUGAGACCAGAACAUCAGCAUUCAUCCUCUCUUGUUUCAUCAGGACAGGUGAUUUUAAAAAGCAGGACUGCCAUUGAUUUUACUUGUGGAAAACUAA